Molecule: messenger RNA, 3796 nt
Organism: Kickxella alabastrina
Lineage: Eukaryota; Fungi; Kickxellomycota; Kickxellomycetes; Kickxellales; Kickxellaceae
Product: Muskelin N-terminus-domain-containing protein
Exons: 5
Coding region: 352-3714 (1120 amino acids)
Cellular component (GO): cytoplasm
Molecular function (GO): protein binding
Source: RefSeq, a predicted model, not a curated record
GGAGAAUGCUGUUUGACGUUGGAAAAAAUAAGAAAAAUGAACAGAAAACCCAAGUUAAACUCUCGGCGGUCGACUGCAAAACAGUCCUUUCUUUUCUUCUCUGCUCUACUCUGCACACGCUCAACUGCUUCAUCUAUUUCCACACUCUUUUACGCCAACAAGAACUACGACAACCAUCUCUUUCCAUUACUUCACACCCAAGCACAUUAUUUUUUGCCUAGCUCUCUUUUGUCUCUCUGUGGGCCCAUUUUUUAUUGCCCCUUUGCUCUAUUUUUAUCUUUUUAAUCAUUUGACCGCAAGUGUUUUCAAGGCCUAAAAAACACUUUACCACGCAUUCGCUUGAAUUUCGAAAUGACUGCGGGCAACAGCGCUGCCUCGAACAGCACUGUGUCUCAGGCUGUAAUGAGCGCAGUCGAUUGUAACCGUGAGCGUGGUGCCACGCAUAGCUCUGCCGCCCCCUUUAUGACCAACGCCAACUACCGCAUUAUUACGCCAUCGCUUGGAGCCAGCCCAGACGACAGAAAGAGAACGCACUUUGCGCUGCCCACCUCGGAAUCAGGGCUGCCAUCCUGGAUCUUGUCUGCGUCGCAGCCAAAGACGCACUUUCCAGCCUUAUCGCCGAUAGUCGACAGCGAAUGCUCGUUUGCUGAGGGCAACAAGGCCUAUGGUGACGCCACCGCCGGGUCUUCUGAAUGCCAGGACCACAUCUUGGCAGCGGAUGCGGGUAAUUCCAUGGAUAUCGACGAGGCUCAGGAGCUGCGCAUCGAGUAUGACCUGCUGCCAUAUGAGAUUCAGAGUUGGUCUAGUCACUCUGCCAACUUUUUGCCUAAAAACAUUCUUGUCGAUCGGCCCCACGACCAGGCCUCGCGCUGGUCAACCAGCCUUAACAACCAUCGUCAAUAUAUUACUUUGCGCUUGGAACGCCCAGCUCUAGUUCGGUCCAUCAAGUUUGGCAAGUUUUAUAAGACCCACGUUUGCAACCUCAAGGAGUUCAAGGUCUUUGGCGGCAUGUCGCAAGACAACAUGAUCGAGCUUCUUUACAGUGGCCUGCGGAAUGACAGCGAGCCAGAAAUGAUAUCCCUCAAGCAGAAACUCAACGGUUAUUACAUCCCAUGCCAAUACAUCAGGAUCCAGCCGCUGUUGGCUCACGACCAAAAGUUCAACUUUAGCAUCUGGCACGUCGAGCUUCGCGGCACGAUGGACCCACAGAUCAUACAAGGCCUUAUAUCCGAUUUCAACCGGUCCAGAGAGCAAGAGGUCAUUCGUUCAUGCCUAAAGUUUUUCCGCGAUCACAACUACACGAGCGCAUUUAGCGCCCUCGAGCAGCAAGCCGUUGCGAGCUUGGAGGCGCCUGUUCUGACGAAAAUAUACCACGCGCUAGUGGAUAACUGCAACUACAGCAAAGCCGAAGAGCUGCUUUGCCAGGCCGAGCGCGAAGGAAUGUUUGCAUCCUGCACAUCCAGGAUCCCGUACGCCGCAGCAUGGCAGCCGGCGGAUCUGGGCUCCUACGUUGUUCCGCCGCCUCGCGGAGGCCACCAGAUGUGUGUUGACGAGGAGAGCCGCUAUGCGUAUCUGUAUGGCGGGUGGGACGGAGCCAACAACCUGGGCGACCUGUGGAUGCUCAAAAUGGAUACUGGUCACUGGACGUGUAUCAGUGAAAACACACGCGACGAGGGUGGGCCGGGGCCACGGUCCUGCCACGCAAUGUGUUUUGACAGCGUGCAAAAGUGCAUCUACAUCAUGGGCAAGUAUGUCGAUCAUGAGUACCGUGGGAACACAGGUCUAGAAAACGAUUUGUUUUGCUACGACACCGUCAGCGACGAGUGGAUUGUGUUGUCCGAGAACACCGAGGUCCACGACGGGCCCCGGCUCCUGUUCAACACGCAGAUGGCAUUUGACCCGCACUUUUGCUGCAUCUACGUAUAUGGCGGCAAGGUAGUUCUCCCAGACGCCAACGACUCGACCAUUGUCUACAGCGGCUUGUACCGCUACGACCUGCGCAAACAUAAUUGGACUAGGCUCAAGCCCGACUUCCACAUGCUCGAGCAGGAACAGCACGUGCGCGGGCGGUAUUUCCACUCGAUGAUUAUUGACCCGAGUCUCCAGCGGCUGUACAUUCUUUCGAGCAAACGCAACGUGUCUAUUCCCAGCGACCUCAUUAUAUACGAUAUUGCCACCAACACGUUCUAUGAGAAGAUGGCAGACCUCGCGGCGUCCAACCCCACAAGCCAAUUGAUGACGCAGCAGCAGUAUCUUUCCGACCAGCAGCGGCUCAACCCGGCCUAUUCGGUGGCCCAGGCUCAGGCGCCAAUGCCGCCUCCAGACAAUAACUCGCAUCACCCGCAUCAUGUGCAUCUUCUUCAGGACGGGCGCACAAUCAGAACCUCAUUGGACACCGAGCGCCAAGAGCUAUAUGUUCUGGCCUCGGCGCAGAGCGACUCUAGUUCCAUGGCAUCCACCCCGUCGAUGCAGAACCUGAUGUUGAUGCACAAUGCCCGCAGCUCCAAGUCCAGCCACUAUGAUCCCAGCGGUACACGGCCCUCGUACGCCAGCGCAGCGCAGAUGCAGGCGGCUGGAGCCGGGUUCCACCCGUGCUCUAGCUUGGUUGAUGCGGGCGCCCGGCGCGAGCCCGCUCGAAGCAGCACCCACAACUCUUUGGCCUCCGGACCAAACAGUUGCGGCGCAACGGGAGGCAGUUACCGUGCGGCGGCCAGAUACUCGGAGGACCCUGACGGCCAGCAUCAGGGGUUCCAGAUGCCUGCCGACCACAUCCUGAUGGUCGUGUUCUGUUACCACAUUCCCACGGAGACCUGGACAGAGGUGUACAACUCUGCGCAAACGGCAGCGGCCUUUGUCACCUCGAUGAAUGACCACGGCGGUAGCGGCGAAAGCCCGUUUGCCAACCAUGCCGGCCGCGGCAGUGUCAUGCCACCGUUUCCUUUGGCGCGCUUUGCCCAGGACUGGGUAUACGACCGGGCCAAUCGCACGCACUUUAUGUUUGGUGGAAAUCCCAACCGGCCUAGCGACAAAUCCGCACGCUUCAACGACACCUGGGAACUCAAAUUUACCAGGCCCAGCUCGCAGGACAUUUUGCGCCGCGCCCUGUACCUUGUUCGCCAGCGGCAGUUUUUGGACUUGUGUGCUGGCUUGGACUGUGACGUGCUCAAUCAAGAGAGUUGCGCGGCUGGACCUUUGGCCGAGUACAAGGCAUCGGCAAUUCCGAGUCCCAACACACUGUUGCUGGGCGGCUCGAACCCCACCAGCUCGCACUCCAAGCGAGCGCCUUCACUGAACGCAGAUACUGAUGAGUCCAUGGAGCACCAGAGCCAGCGACAAAGGAUGGCAGUGACAGACGCCAUGAUGACAGCAUCUACCUCGGGACCCUCGUCGUCCAAGGUUCCGCGGUUAGCACCUGAGCCUUCCUCGGUUGCGCCAUGUACUGCUUUCACAAAUAACACUACUCUUGCUCUAGAGUACUUGCAGCGCUUUGUGGCACCGCUGGUCAACCACAAUGACCCCGCCGAGUGUCAGUCAUUCCACGCGCUCAGCAUCGCGCUUUUCCAGAUAACCGCGAAUGAGUACUCACGAUCGUCUCCUGAAGCGCUGCGCAAGGCGCGGGGUGACGUUUUCGAAGCGUUGCUUGCGUACUUUUCUGAGCGCCAGCAGCAGCCGCCAUCUCACCUGGAUGAAGCAGUUGCAGUCAUGCUCAACUAGACAGAACAAUUGGGCUUUCUAAUUUAAUUUUUCAUCUUUUUUAUCUUAUCCUUUAAAUUAAUAUUACAAAAAGGCAAAAAAG